AUGAAGCAGACAGCAAUUGAAGAGAAAUUCUCAGAUUUCUACGAGAAGUGGGUCUGUCAGCUGGAAGAAUAUCAUAGAUUUCUCCUUCAAGAUUACACCCAUCAAUCAGAUUACGAGAAUUUAGUCGCAAAAAUGACAACCCACCACAAGAAUUACUACAGAUUCAAAUGGUCAGCUGCCCAUGAAGAUGUCUGUGCCUUCUUCACUCCUGUCUGGCUCACCCCAUUAGAAAACGCUUAUCUCUGGGUCACCGGUUGGAAGCCGUCGGCGGUUUUCCGGUUUGUUGACUCACUCCGGCAAACCGGGACCGGGCUGGUGGACUUGACGGAGGAACAGGUGAAGAGGAUUGAAGGGUUGAGAUUGAAGAUCAAGAUGGAGGAAGAGAAGGUGGAGAGAGAGAUGGAGAGACAGCAGGUUGGGAUGGCUGAUCGGAGGAUGGUGGAGUUGUUGCGGUUAACGAGGGGUGGCGGUGGCGAUGCGGUGGCGGUGGUGGCGUUGAAAGGGUUGUUGAGUGGGUUGGAACGAGUGAUGAAAAUGGGGGAUUGUGUGAGGUUGAAGACGUUGAAAGGAUUGUUGGAUUUGAUGAAUCCAAAGCAGUGUGUAGAGUUGUUGGCUGCACAAUCUAUGUUUCAUGUUCAGUUGAGGAAAUGGGGCAAAAAAUUGUGA
Messenger RNA from Cynara cardunculus var. scolymus (artichoke), 666 nucleotides. Its product is annotated as protein DOG1-like 4. Lineage: Eukaryota; Viridiplantae; Streptophyta; Magnoliopsida; Asterales; Asteraceae. Gene Ontology annotation, molecular function: sequence-specific DNA binding. Gene Ontology annotation, biological process: DNA-templated transcription. The coding region runs from base 1 to 666 and encodes 221 amino acids. The transcript has a single exon. The record is from RefSeq and is a predicted model, not a curated record.